Molecule: messenger RNA, 1894 nt
Organism: Physella acuta
Lineage: Eukaryota; Metazoa; Mollusca; Gastropoda; Physidae
Product: beta-centractin
Source: RefSeq, a predicted model, not a curated record
GGAAUACCAAUAAGAGAGAAACUAAAGAGUUCCAUUUCCAGUGGUUGAAAGGGAGCUUAUUUAUAUAUGCCGGAGUACACAAAUACUACAAAUAUAAAAUGGAUUCCUAUGAUGUCAUUGCAAACCAGCCUGUAGUGAUUGAUAAUGGAUCAGGUGUUAUCAAGGCCGGAUUUGCAGGUGAUCAGGUCCCAAAGUAUAUAUUUCCAAAUUACAUUGGAAGACCGAAACAUGUUCGUAUCAUGGCAGGCGCCCUCGAAGGGGAUAUGUUUCUUGGACCAGAAGCAGAGGAACAUAGAGGCCUGUUGUCUAUUCGUUACCCAAUGGAACAUGGCAUUGUUAAAGACUGGAAUGACAUGGAGCAGAUAUGGCAGUAUAUUUAUUCAAAAGAUCAGUUACAAACCAUUUCAGAAGAACAUCCUGUUUUAUUGACUGAAGCUCCAUUAAAUCCACAAAGAAACAGAGAAAAAGCUGCAGAGAUAUUUUUUGAAACAUUCAACGUUCCUGCCCUCUUUAUUUCAAUACAGGCUGUGCUUAGUUUAUAUGCAACUGGGCGUACAACAGGUGUAGUUCUUGAUGCAGGAGAUGGAGUUACUCAUGCUGUACCAAUUUAUGAGGGCUUUGCUAUGCCACAUAGCAUAAUGAGAGUUGAUAUAGCUGGCAGGGAUGUUACAAAAUAUCUCCGCCUGCUGCUUAGAAAAGAGGGGUUUGAUUUCCACACAUCUGCUGAAUUUGAGGUGGUCAAACAACUGAAAGAGAGACUGUGUUAUCUGUCAAUAAAUCCACUGAGAGAAGAAAGCAUGGAGACUGAAAAAGUUCUCUAUACUCUGCCAGAUGGAAAUACUGUUGAGAUUGGCCCUGCAAGGUUUCGAGCACCAGAACUUCUCUUUAGGCCUGAUCUGAUAGGAGAUGAAUGUGAAGGAAUUCAUGAGGUUUUGUCAUGCUCUAUUCAAAAGUCUGAUUUAGACUUAAGGAAAACUCUAUAUUCAAAUAUUGUGCUUAGUGGGGGAUCAACUCUGUUUAAAGGAUUUGGUGACAGACUUCUAAGUGAAGUGAAGAAACUUUCCCCAAGAGAUGUCAAACUGAGGAUAUCAGCUCCUCAAGAAAGAUUAUACUCUACUUGGAUAGGUGGUUCAAUUCUUGCUUCCCUGGACACUUUCCGUAAAAUGUGGGUUUCCAAACGAGAGUAUCACGAGGAAGGAGUUAAAGCUAUUCACAGAAAAACAUUUUAAUCAUUGUAGUUAUAUUUAUUUAAAUUACUGUCAUUACAAUUACAUUGAGCUAUGAAAGUCUUGGAGAUAGUUUAUAACUAGGUAAUAUUGAAACUACUCAAAAUUAAGUUUUAUAUACAUUUUUAACAGUAAAACUCUCUUUCAAGAUUAUUGGUUUUUCAUUGUAAGCAAUUUUCUUAAAACUAAACCAGUUGAGAACAAAACAAAAUAUAAUUGUUUAAUGUGAUAGCUGAAGCCAUUAGACUCCCUUAGAAAUUAACUGCAUUUAUUUAUACAUUGAUGUUUAAUGAAGCUAAAUUACAAAUCAACCAUAGAAAUCUAUGAUGUGACCAUGUUUUUCGACUUAACUUGUUUUACUUUUUUUUUUACAACCCAUUAAUUUUUCUGUUUGAUGAUCAGGGGUUCACUUUGUUGUCUUUGUCUUUUAAAAAUUACCCCCGAAUACCCUAAAAUCUCAUGCUUGUACUCAACUUAUUGUGACCACUGUGUUUUCAAGACAUUUUGCUAGUUAUGUCUUUGUACGUUUUUUUCUAUAUUAUAACAACUUUAUGUAAGCAAACUACACAUCUGUGUUAAUAUAAGACCACAAUUACCCUAUUAUUUUGCAGCCAAAAUUAAAACAAAUUAUUGAAACCGUUAGUGUUAAAAAUAUUAAAAGUUACAAC